AUGAACUCCUCCAAGAAAGUGACCAAAAAUCGAGAGACCCGGGCAGCCAGAGCAGCCAAAAGAGCCCAAAUCAAGAACCAGCAGAAGUCCCAGACUGCAAGCACCAUCAUGACUUCCUCCUCCCGUAACACCAAGAAUGAUCCACCACUACUACAUAACAAGGCAUUCAUGGCUGUAGUCAGAAUGACAAAGUUUCACACCGAUGCUGGCGCUCAUCUUUACCAUAUGGUCUUCGACAACGGCAAAGCCCAUCUCGCAAAGGUUCCUGAGCUUCUCGACCUAAUCACUCUUGAUGCUUUGCAUUGGUACGAGCAUACUCUCUUCAAGACCACCGCAAAGUGGAGGGUCGACACCACCGAGACCAUCCCCGAGAGGUUGAGACUCCAAAUCGACUCCGAGAGAGUCUUUCCAAAGUUUAUAGUGCCAAAGGCGUGCAGGAAGAGGGCGUGCUUCAUCUGCAGGAACCAGAACGGCUAUCUUAACUACAACAACGGCGAGUCCGAGGUCUGGAAGCAGAAGAGUCAGGAAAAAGAGAGAAAGAGGCGUGAGCUUGAGGAAAAGAAAAGGCAGCAAAGACUGGAGGCCCAGAUGGAUGCGGAAAACGAUGGGUAG
Molecule: messenger RNA, 612 nt
Organism: Morchella importuna
Lineage: Eukaryota; Fungi; Ascomycota; Pezizomycetes; Pezizales; Morchellaceae
Exons: 3
Coding region: 1-612 (203 amino acids)
Source: RefSeq, a predicted model, not a curated record